GGCAUUGUGGUUGCCUGACGCUCAGUGGCGGUGACUGAGAGUUUGUGUGUACGAGACGGAGCAGGAUGUGAACAUGGCGGACGGAGAGGGCGAGCAAGAGUGCAGCCCUGGCCCGGACCUUAGCGCCGAGAUCCCGCUCUUAGAGGAGAGGUUGCAGGAGCUGGAAAGCCGCCUGCGGAAGAGCAAAGAGGAACAGGGGGAGGAGGCCGUGCAGGCUGCGACCGACUACUGCCAGCGCUUCUGUCAGACUCUCCUUGAAUAUGCAGAGAAGUGGAAGGCAUCGGAAUACUCUCUGCCUUUACUGGAGGUGUAUACUGUGGCAAUCCAAAGCUAUGCUAAAGCAAGGUCGUAUCUUACCUCUGAGUGUGAGAACGUAGCCCUGGUGCUAGAGAGACUAGCUCUAAGCUGUGUUGAACUUUUGUUAUGUUUACCACAUGAGCUACCUGUUGAUCGUUGGGAGAAAUUUCAGUAUACUAUUCAGGCUGCCCAUACCAAGUUGGCUGAAAACGGCAGCUAUGAGCUCUCUCUCUUGCACAACAUUUCUCGAGAAGCUGGUGUUUGGAAAGAUACAGACCUACAAAGAAUACUCAACCAUGAAGUGCAGAAUCCUCUCUUAGUUGACAGAUUUCUUAUGUCUGAGGGUCCACUCUUACUGGAGAUGCGAAUUAAGAGGCUCCUCAAACUCAGCAAAGUGGCGCCUGCAACAUCCCUGGCAAAAUUAUGUUCAGACCAUCCAGAAAUGUGCAAGAAAGGCAACUUUAAACAAAUCUACCUGACCUGCCUCUGUGCUGCCUCACCAAAUAUAAAGCUUAUAGAGGAAAUUGCCAAAGUAGACUGUAAGGAUGCAUUGGACAUGAUUUGCAAUCUGGAGUCUGAUGGCGAUGAGAAGACCUCCCUGAUAUUAUGUGCUGCCUUUCUGUCCCGUCAGCUACAAUAUGGGGAGCUGUACUGUGCAUGGGAACUGACGCUGUUUUGGAGCAAGCUGCAGAGACGAGUGGAUCCCUCUAUUCAGGUCUACCUAGAAAGAUGCCGGCAAUUAUCUUUGUUAACAAAGACCGUAUACCACAUUUUCUUUCUCAUCAAAGUCAUUCAGUCAGAGGCGGAGGGUGCAGGACUUCCUACUUGCAUUGAGUUAUGUGUGCGAGCGCUACGCCUUGAAUCGAGUGAAAACUCUGUUGUGAAAAUCUCGAUAUGCAAGACCAUUUCCUGCUUAUUGCCUGAUGACUUGGAGGUGAAGAGAGCUUGCCAGCUUACAGAGUUCCUUCUAGAGCCUACCGUGGAUGCCUAUUAUGCUGUUGAAAUGCUGUACAAUCAGCCUGACCAAAAAUACGAUGAGGAGAGUCUUCCGGUACCAAACUCUCUGCGCUGCGAGCUCUUGCUUGUUCUGAAAACCCGUUGGCCUUUUGAUCCGGAAUUUUGGGACUGGAAAACAUUGAAGCGCCACUGUCUGGCAUUAAUGGGGGAGGAGGCAUCUAUUGUAUCAUCGAUAGAUGAGCUAAAUGACAAUGAAGCAUACGAUCAGACAAAUGACUACCACGAAACUACCAAAGUCCCACCGCUUAACGGACUUGAAGGCUUUGAUGGAACUUCGAAUUCCAAAGGUGCAAGCGAAGAGAGCCAAAAAAAGAAAAACAUUAAAAAGCUGAGAGAACGUGGAUACAUAUCUGAAAGAUUUAGGAACUGGCAAGCUUACAUGCAGUACUGCGUGCUGUGUGACAAAGAAUUCUUGGGUCACAGAAUAGUGCGUCAUGCGCAAAAGCAUUGCAAAGAUGGCGUUUAUAGCUGCCCUAUAUGUGCAAAGGAGUAUAAUUCAAAAGAAAGUUUUGUUCCGCAUGUGACGCUACACGUAAAGCAAUCCUGUAAAGAAAGACUGGCAACAAUGGCAUCUGCCAGAAGACUUCAGAGGUUACCUAAAAAACCACCACCUUGUAAGAGUAAAAAACCAGUGAUCGUUUCCAAGCAAGAACGACCGAUAAAGAAGAACAGCCUGUAUUCAGAGGACUUUAUAGUGUUUAAUGAUAAUGACAAUUCAGAUGACAAUGACGACAAGGAUAACAAGCCGGCGAGUUUACCAACGGAACAGCAAAUUGUUGAUGAAUUUCCCUGUCCUGUACAGUUUUGUAAAAAGGGUUUUAAAUACUUCAAAAAUUUAAUUGCACAUGUAAAAGGUCACAAAGACAGCGAGGAAGCAAAGCGCUUUCUUGAGAUGCAGAGCAAAAAGGUAAUCUGCCAAUAUUGCAGAAGACAGUUUGUCAGUCUGACUCAUUUAAAUGACCAUUUGCAAAUGCACUGUGGGAGCCAACCGUAUAUAUGCAUACAAAUGAAGUGCAAAGCAAGUUUUAACUCCUACGCAGACCUUCUGACACACCGAAAGGAGCACAGAGUUUUCAGAGCACGGUGCAUGUUUCCCAAGUGUGGCAGAAUAUUCUCUGCCGCUUACAUGCUGUUUGACCAUGAAGCACAACACUAUAACACAUUUACUUGUAAGAACAACGGUUGUGGGAAGAUUUAUCAUUCUCAGCUCCAGUUAGAAAAGCACUUAUCUGAACAUGCAGCAGAUCCCCCUUUGCAAGAGAGCAAGUGUAACACAAAUGCAGGACUAAUCGAGAUACCAAAAGCUGCGGAUAGUGAACAUGGCACAGAAGAGAAUUCAUUACCAGAGAGUUCUUUUGACAAUGAAGAUAAUUCAACAUCGCAACCUUUAGGUGUAGUUGCAGAGCCUACUUUGGCCAACAAUUCCAACUUAUCCCCAACAGAAAGGACUGUGAAAGCUGACUCAAUUUCUUCUGUUGAGGUGGAACAGGCCGCGUGUUUGUUAGACCACCAUCUUUCCACUCCUACUGAAGUUCCCAACACAAACCUGCCAAGUUUAAUCCCAUCGUUAUCCACGAUUACGUUGAGUCAGAGUCUGGUGGCCAAAAAUGGCAUGUUGGCUCCAACUGAUUUUCCAGCAUCCUCUAGCAGUGUUUCAUCACCGUCGCCUAUCAUCUUUUCCAAUAGCGACAAACCGAUUGCAGCAUCUAAUAUAAAAGAUCUAAAUGAGAUGCAACAACCUAAUUUUCAGGAUAAAAGUCUUCCCAUUUUUCAAGAAUGCAACACUAGCUGUCCAGAUGAUUCAAUCCAAGAUCAGGCUACCUCUACAAAUUCAUGUGAAAACAAAACAGUGGAUGAAGGACGCAUAAACAACAUUAUCUCCUUUGGUGCAGACAACCCGGCUCCCCCAUUGUGUGAAAAUAACUUGGUAAUGCCUGGGUACGAGGAGAGUAGCAAAACUGAAACUACAUUAUCAUUGUCUCUUGAAACCAGCAGUCUGCUUUCUAAUGUGUUACCUCCUGUUGCCAAUAAUGCAGCUGUAACUCCUCUGGUGGCAUGUCCGGUACCCUGCCAGAGAUUCAAGUGCAAUGUGGAAGGGUGUACUCGGGUCUACAACUCUGUCCAGAGCAUUGGCAAACACAUGAAAACAGCCCAUCCAGAUCACUAUGCAGACUUUAAAAUGGAGAGAAAAAACAGGAAAAAACUAAAGGCUGGAAGCUCAGCACAGACACUGUUUGAGGAAAGGACGUAUCAAAUAUUGUCUGAUGACGAUACUACUGGUAAUGGUGGUUUCCAAUCACCAGUCCAAAAUGCCACAAAUCCUACGUUUUGUAAUCCGUUACAGCACAGCCCAAAUACAGUUUUUCCAACACACCUUGAAAACUUGGUGAAUCCAGUGCUUAGCUCAGCAGUAGAUAGUAUCAUAACUCAGGGCCUGUCCAAAAAUGUUGCAGACAGUCUACUAAGCUCUGAGGUUGGUACCUUGACUAAUGCAGCCUUGACAUCACAACUGGAGGACUUGGCAAAGGUUGUUUUACCUUUAAAAUUUGAAAACGGUUCAGACCCAUUUCUGCCAAUUCCAACUGAAAACGAUCCUUUGCCAGUCUUGUCUUCUCUGAGUGGUAGCACAAUGUUUUCUCAAUUGGGAAAUCAUGCCGAUCACGACACCGUUCUGGCAGGGGCUGAUGCUGCCAAUUCAGUAUUCCUUAAAGAAGCUGAUGCAGAAACAUCAUUUGCUAAACAGGUUGAGAGCAGUACAGACAUAGACACGAGCUUUAAUUUGGAGAAGUCAUCUAGCAUGCUUUCAAAUUCUGCAGAAAACAGCACUACAAGGACUACAAGAAACAAAGAGAGAAAGCCAAAGCACAGUGCUAGAGCAAAAUGUCCUGCAAUUAUCAGAGAUGGUAAAUUUAUAUGUAGCAGAUGUUUUAGAGUCUUCACAAACCCAAGAUCACUUGGUGGCCAUUUGUCUAAAAGAAGUGUUUGCAAACCCCAUAAUGAAUAUGAUGUUUCACAUGCCCCCCUGGUAGAUGGUCAGCCCUCUGUUUUGGCUAACAUGAUUCUUACCUCUAGUCCCAAACAGUCUUUACCACCACCCCCACAGACUUUCAACCCUGAAAUGACUCUUAAAACUGAGCCUUUCCUUCAAUCAGUCGCGCUUGGUAAUGAGGCUCCUCCGUUUUUACAAAGUGGACUUGUACAACCCAAUCCCCAUGAUUUCAUUCCAUAUGGAAGUAAGGAUGCAUCUACAUUGCAAGAGUUAGCCACUCUAAAAGCUGUGGACACCAUUCCAGCUCGUAUUAAUGUGUCUUCAGAGAGCUUCAGGACUGGCAGUGACGCAGCUUCUGUCCCUAACUUGUCAGCUAUGGUCACACCUCAUAUUUCACAAACCUUAAGCAAUGAAGACGCUAACAGCAAAGUAUUGAACUCUAAUGUGCAUAGUGGUAAUUUAACUGCUGAUACUCAAGAACGUUGCCUGAAGAAAGAGGAAAACGGUUUAUGUUCAAAUUCAGUAAUAAAGUCUGAAGAGGAGAACCAUUGCAUAUCUACUCCUGUAAGCAGUUCUAGAGUGUCUGUCAUAAGUGGCCCUCAGAGUUCAUGUUUGACCUCCCCCAAGAAAAAAGGCAAUUCAUCCAAGAAAAAAAAGAAAAAUACAGACUCUCCUACCGAAAGUGCUUCACAUGAGAUGGUAAAAAAUAUCUUGGCAGCAAUAUCGAACCUGCCACCAAUAAUUGGAGGAAAUGAGCAGGGGCCUAAUGCAGCACAACCAAAUUUAUUGGCUUAUGGAUCUGAACUUCUGGAAAAUAUUGCAAAACACUUAAACAAUGCAGAUAAACAAUUGUUCAUGUCUUACGUUAAUGAAAGCCUGAGGGCCACUUCUGAUGUCCAAACAUUAUCUCCAUUUAGUGCAGAGCCAGAGAAAAGCGAGACAGUAGUCGUGCCACACUGUACUACUGAGAGCAAAGGAGAAGAACAAUUAGGCCUUCUGGGAAAAAGAUUUGACAACGUGCCAGCUGGGGUUCCAUCAUUGUCUGUUAAUGGCAGCAUCCGAGAUAUGUGCACCACUUUUCCACCCUGUCAAAAUACUCUCGAUGACGAUGUUGAGGACAUACCAGAUGUCUCACAAAACAUGAUCUCGGCCAAUAGUCCAUGUAAUAUUCCAGUUUGUUCUAAUUCUCCAACACAAGAAACUAAUGCAAAGCAUGAUACACAAGUGUUAGAAAUAAUGGAUUUAGUACAGAAACUUCAGUUGGUGGAUAAUUACCUCCCUGAAGGUCCAGGAGGCGAUCCAGACGCCGAAAGUCCUGUUGAUCCAUUGCUUCAGACCUCCAGUGUAAUUGUACCAAAUCCAAGUCUGUGUGUUUCCCAGGAAGAAGAAGAUGGGGGUUUAAAACCACUGAUAGAUAAAUGUACUGCAAAGCCUUUCAUUUGCCAAGAGAAUGGUUGUACUUACUGUGCAAUGACAAAGGAUGCUUUGUUUAAACAUUAUGCUAAGGUGCAUGACUAUACACAAGAGAGGUUAAUGGAAAUUAAGAAGCAUCAGCUGAAGUUUGCUCCUUUCAGAUGUGUGGUGCCUUCAUGUACAAAAACAUUUACCAGAAAUUCUAAUUUAAGAGCGCACUGUCAAACAAUGCAUCAUUUCACAUCAGAGCAAUUGGUAAAGCUAAAAAUAAAAAGACCCUAUGGUAAGAAGCCUGUUAAUGAAAGCAUGACGGUCCCAGUUCAGGAAAUGUCACCCAAAAUGACUGAAAUUGAAAAACACCCAGAAUUGAAUGUGACUCCACCUGUGGUAAUCGAUACAAACCCAGAACCAUACCAAAUCAAAGUUACCCAAGAAAUUGUUGAAGCUCCUAAAACACAAGAACAAAUAACACCAAUCGUGUUGCCUGCUCCAGAGUUAUCAAUAACAAAUAGUUUAAACACAAAAAUAAAGAAGAUAAAGAAGAAACGAAAAGAAGCUGAGCUAAAUUGUACAAUUAACAUUCAGAACACUGGUAAUCCGCACCAUGGGGUAAAUUCAUUUAGACCCUACCAGUGUGUUCAUCAAGGCUGUACUGCAGCAUUUACCAUACAGCAAAACUUAAUUCUUCAUUACCAAGCCGUCCACAAGUCAGACAUGUCAAAGUUCUCACUAGAAGAGGAUGUUGUGAAUGAGCGUGAAGGUUGUGAAAAUGGUCUCGUACUGAGAGAGUUCAGAUGCAUGGAAACUGACUGUUCUAGAAUAUUUCAAGAGGUUGCCAGUCUCAUACUGCACUAUGUGAAUCAUCAUGAGAUGAAUGCUGAGGAAAUAGAGAAUGCCAUUUCUUUCAUACAUGUUGGACAGUUUAAGUGUGACCAGCAACAGUGCUCCUGUGUUUUUACAACUUGCUCGGGUUACAUUGAGCAUCUUGAGGAAACUCAUGAGAUAAAAAGGAAACCAAUCAAACUGGAUGAUGAUGAGACCUAUAAAUGUGACUGUGAAGGCUGUGACCGAGUUUAUGCAACAAGGUCUAAUUUGCUAAGGCACAUAUUUCACAAGCACAACGACAAGCAUAAGGAGCAUCUUCUUAGGCCGAGAAAAAUUAGUCUUAGUGACCAAGAGUGUCUAGAGGAAAAAAAUUCAAGAGAGAAACCCAGAGUGCCUAAACCAAAGGGUGACGUUGAAGGGAUUCAGGUUCCAAAAGCAAAGAGGAUCAAAGGAAGUGGCAUAGUAAAAGAUGCUAAAGCUGGAAAAGGGCAAUCAAAAGUAGGUCCAUUGUCACUGAAAUAUGGGCGGCAUACUUAUUCAUUAAAGUCUAAGGAAACUGCACUGGCAGAAUGCACUGGUAACCAACCAAAACAGUAUCCUUGUAUGGUCCGUGGAUGCAAGUCUGUUGUAGGUAGUGAAAACAACGUUAUAAGACACUAUAAAUCCCACAAAGUAACAAGAGCAUUCAUUUUGCGGCAUAGAAAAGCUCUGAUUGUGUGCAAAAGGCGAGGACGCCACGUACCUCAAACUGGACCUCCGGACCUCCAGUCGUUAGGAGAAAGUACGAAAGAUGAAGUCCAGGAAGAGGCUGUCCAACCACAAAUAAAACCUCCUACGAAUGCGGUUGAAAGCAGUGAUGAAUCCAGUAUCUUAACUUCUCAGCAGAGCGAAACAGAAAAGGAUGAGAUGGAUGAACUUGCUGAGCUGUUUAUUGCAAAGUUAAGUAAUGAAGACAGUACAGGUUCAGAGAGUCAAUCAAGGACUUCAUCCUUUGAAGGCAGUGACUGUCAGGAGACAAGUUCUUGCCAGUCUGAGCCCCAAAGGCAUUCCAGCCACCUGAAAAGACCAGGGAGGCAAAAGCAUGCCACCCCGAGUAAGAAACGGAAAAAAGACACUUCUGAUGAAACGCUGUCUGCUGAAACAAGUAGCACAUUAAGUGGUGAGGAGGCAAUUGCUCCUGUUGUUGCCUCGGAGGAACCACCAGUUUUUGACUUAAGUUCAUUUAAACCUAUGGGAUUUGAAGUUUCAUUCCUUAAAUUCCUUGAGGAAUCUGCUGCCAAGGAAAAGAAACAUACACCGAGAGAUCAUGUAAAAGCUAUAACACAGAAAGAUCUGCAGCCAGCUGAGAAAAAAACACAAUUGCCAGUUGAUGACGAGUUUUCAUGGGAAAAUACAGACACAGACACUUACUUAAUUUUUGCUAAUCCUUCCCACCUCCCAGACUUCGAUAAUGUAAAAAUAGUUUUAGAAUACCAAUUCAAUGACUAUAUUGACCUUGUAGUAAAACAGCUGAACGAACUGAAACCUGUUGUGGUUCUUAAGAGACACAAAAUGCCCCGGAACGAAUUGGUUAGCAUCACAACGGAGCAAACUUUUUAUCCAGAGGAGGAAGUUGACUUGUAGAGAGGUCCUAGUAUAUUCAAAGUCUGUACAUUUUUAUCGUGUAAUAGAAAACAACAAGCAUGCAAAUAAAUGCAUUUUUAGUAUUUGUUGUUGUGAGAGUGACUUAACCUGGCUGAAGAAAAUAUAUUUAUAAAUAUAUAUAUAUAUAUAUAUAUAUCAUGACACAAGUCAUGCUAAUUUCUCAUUCCGAUUUAUCCCCAUGGGACCUGUGGAAUGAAAUUUUGUUCAGUUAUGUAAAUAUUUCAGAACCUCAAUAUUUCUAUUGAUAAAAUGUCCUUUCCACAAAUAACAAUUUGUGUAAUGUCUGUGGUUUCGUAUAUUCACCAGUCCACUGCUUCAUGUAUAAAAGGAUCCUUUAAACUUGUAUAAAACAUUUUUUUUUUGUAAAUGACACUGUUGACACAUUUGCUGCCUACGUCUAAUUAAAUGACACGUUUAUAUUCUGAAUUUUAAUUUGUAAUUAUGUGCGCCUUUUUAAAAUUGUAACUUUCUCGGGUUGCAAGUUUUUGCUAAAUACUUGAAUCCGAUUCUGAAACAUAAAAUUUCCAGAAUUAAAAGAAAAUCUGCAGUUUUUAAAUAAAUACGUGUAUGUGGAUUCACCCUACAGUGCUGAGAGCCUCCAGUGUCACGGACAUUAACCAUGAGGAUGCCGACUAAGUUAAUGAUCGAGUUUAAUUUACUCCCUGAUAUAUUUUGUAAAGUGGGUAUUUAAUACAUCGCAUUCUUACAACUUUUCAUGUGUGAAUUUUUGGGGCUUUUUUUUUUUGUUUUGUUUUUACACUAAACCAUUGUAAAUGUCCUUGAGAAAUGAUAGUUGUGUGAAAGUGUAUAUUUUUUGAGUUGGUGACUUGUGACGUAGCCCAGUAUUGCCUUAAAUAAAAUCACAUUUUAUUUC
This is a messenger RNA of Spea bombifrons (plains spadefoot toad), 9059 nucleotides long. It is a transcript of the gene ZNF292, whose product is annotated as zinc finger protein 292. The transcript is spliced from 8 exons. Gene Ontology annotation, biological process: regulation of transcription by RNA polymerase II. The record is from RefSeq and is a predicted model, not a curated record. Gene Ontology annotation, molecular function: DNA-binding transcription factor activity, RNA polymerase II-specific; DNA binding. NCBI's taxonomy places the organism in Eukaryota, Metazoa, Chordata, Amphibia, Anura, Pelobatidae. Gene Ontology annotation, cellular component: nucleus. The coding region runs from base 74 to 8164 and encodes 2696 amino acids.